CUCUCAGCUACCGCCCCCCCCCCCACCCCACCCUUCGCAACUGCACUGCCGUUCAUGUUGACGGAACAGAGUCCAUGAACUGGGGCAAGUCCUUUACAAAAAAUUAAAAUUUGAACUUAUCACGGCAUCUGUUUUGCAGAAGAACAGCUAUGUCUUACCACAGCUUCCUGCUGGAACCAAUCAGCUGUCAUGCUUGGAAUAAAGACAGGACCCAAAUUGCACUGUGUCCCAACAAUCAUGAAGUUCAUAUUUACAAGAAAGAAGGAUCCAAGUGGAAUAGAAUUCAUGAGCUGAAGGAGCAUAGUGGGCAUGUGACAGGGAUUAGCUGGGCCCCAGAAAGCAAUCGAAUUGUGACCUGUGGAACUGAUCGUAAUGCCUACGUCUGGUCCCUGAAGGGCAAUGUCUGGAAGCCAACUCUUGUCAUCCUAAGAAUCAAUCGUGCUGCCAGAUGUGUGAAAUGGUCACCCAAGGAGAAUAAGUUUGCUGUUGGCAGUGGAUCCCGGUUAAUUUCGAUCUGCUACUUUGAGAAGGAGAAUGACUGGUGGGUCUGCAAACAUAUUAAGAAACCAAUUCGCUCCACUAUUCUGAGUCUGGACUGGCACCCCAAUAAUAUUCUGCUGGCUGCUGGGUCGUCUGACUUCAAGUGCAGGGUUUUCUCUGCCUACAUCAAGGAAGUGGAAGAGAAACCCUCACCCACACCGUGGGGUUCAAAGAUGCCAUUUGGAGAGCUGAUGUUCGAGUCCAGUGGGACUGGAGGCUGGGUUCAUGGGGUCUGUUUCUCUGACAGCGGGGACCGUGUGUGCUGGGUCAGCCAUGACAGCACUGUCUGCGUCACUGAUGCCAACAAGAAGUCAGUGCUUGCUUCACUCAACACAGAAUCUCUACCUCUUCUGACUGUUACCUUUAUCACAGAGAACAGUUUAGUGGCAGGGGGUCAUGAUUGUUACCCAGUGCUGUUUACUUAUGACAGUAGCCAAGACAAGGUAACAUUUGGCAAGAAGCUUGAUGUUCCCAAGCAGAAUGUGCAGCGUGGAAUGACUGCUCUGGCGAAGUUCAGGAACUUGGAUAAAAAUGCCAUGGCUGAUAACAGCAGUGUCGCGCUGGAUACUCUCCAUAAGAACAGUAUCAGCCAAAUAUCCAGUCUUGAGGGUGGAAAAAAGAAUUGCACUAAGUUUUGCACCACUGGCAUGGAUGGCGGAAUGGCAAUCUGGGAUUUAAAGACUCUGGAGGCUGAAUUGAAAGAUUUGAAGAUUGUUUGAAUCAUGGGACCAGUCUCCUUGAAAUAUGCAACUUCUUUAAUUGUUCUGCCAAUCUUUGCCGCACCCUCUCUUAAACCAAUACAAUCUCAGCUUAUCUCAGUUAAGGCAAAUAAUGCUGAAAUGAUUAUCAUACUUUUAUAGUAAUCAUGUACCUAAUGAAAUAACAGUAUGGCCUGCUACUCUCAAAAGGUACAAGAGCCUCACAUUCAGAAAUUGCUUUGCAAUGACUCUGUGCUCUAGCAUUUCAAUACUGCAUAAGGUGCCUUGGGCAAGUCCCAGUUCCUAUCCUCAGGGGUUUGUCAGUUUCAACAAGAUUAUUCUUUUAACUGAAAAAAAUGGAUAACGAAUAUGUGCUAUUUAGUCAUUUUGAGCUAUCUUUGCUGGUCAUAAGAUGAAUCCUGUUUCAAAGCUCUUGGAAUAAUAAAAUGAACUAUGAAACAAA
This is a messenger RNA of Mobula hypostoma (lesser devil ray), 1701 nucleotides long. RefSeq names its product actin related protein 2/3 complex, subunit 1B (gene arpc1b). The record is from RefSeq and is a predicted model, not a curated record. Gene Ontology annotation, biological process: Arp2/3 complex-mediated actin nucleation. The transcript is spliced from 10 exons. Gene Ontology annotation, molecular function: actin filament binding. The coding region runs from base 150 to 1259 and encodes 369 amino acids. Gene Ontology annotation, cellular component: Arp2/3 protein complex; actin cytoskeleton. NCBI's taxonomy places the organism in Eukaryota, Metazoa, Chordata, Chondrichthyes, Myliobatiformes, Myliobatidae.